This is a messenger RNA of Hemiscyllium ocellatum (epaulette shark), 3934 nucleotides long. Its product is annotated as differentially expressed in FDCP 6 homolog. Lineage: Eukaryota; Metazoa; Chordata; Chondrichthyes; Orectolobiformes; Hemiscylliidae. The coding region runs from base 1 to 1968 and encodes 655 amino acids. Gene Ontology annotation, cellular component: cytoplasm; nucleus. The record is from RefSeq and is a predicted model, not a curated record. The transcript has 12 exons.
AUGGAGCUGCGGAAUGAGCUGCUGAAGUCCAUUUGGUACGCGUUCACAGCGCUGGACGUGGAGAAAAGUGGAAAAGUGUCCAAAUCACAGCUGAAGGUCUUGUCUCAUAAUCUUUGUACAGUCUUGCACAUCCCACACGACCCAGUGGCACUUGAAGAGCAUUUCAGAGAUGACGAUGAUGGGCCUGUCUCCAGCCAGGGUUAUAUGCCAUAUCUCAAUAAGUACAUCCUAGAUAAGGUCGAAGAAGGUGCUUUUAUCAAAGAAACUUUUGAUGAACUCUGCUGGACUUUAACUGCUAAGAAGAACUACAAACACGAUAAAAAUGGAAACUGCAUUAUUUCUGACCGUGAUGCAUUCAGAUUAUGGUGUCUCUUCAACUUCCUCUCAGAGGACAAAUAUCCACUCGUGAUGGUUCCUGAUGAGGUGGAGUAUUUGCUGAAGAAAAUCUGCACAGAGAUGAAUGUGGAGUGGUGUGCAGGGGAACUGGAUGACUUCUUCACCCAAGAGCCUUUGCAGCAAAAUGGAAUCACAGUCUGGGUGUUUCUGGACCUGGUAAAUUCAGGAAGAUUUACCAGGGGGAUUGAAAAGGAGACUGUCACAAUGGCAGUGCAGGAAGUCUACCAAGAAAUUAUUGAGGAUGUGCUUAAACAGGGUUACUUAUGGAAGAAGGGCCAGCUGAGGCGCAACUGGACUGAGCGAUGGUUCAUCCUCAAGCCAAGUAUCCUCAGUUACUAUGUGAGUGAAGACCGGAAAGAAAAGAAAGGCAGUAUUGCUCUGGACAGGAACUGUUGUGUGGAGAUUUUAUCAGACCGAGAUGGGAAGAGAUGCAUGUUCUGCGUCAAGACACCAUCAAGAACUUAUGAGAUGAGUGCAUCAGACACAAAGCAGCGACAGGAGUGGACGACAGCCAUUCAGACAGCAAUCCGGUUACAGGCAGAGGGGAAGAAAUCUUUGCACAAGGAUUUAAAACAGAAAAGGCAUGAUCAGCGAGCACUUCGAGAGAAACAGAAAGCAGCAAAGGAGGAAGAACUUCAGAGACUCAAACAGCUGCAAGAGGAGAAGGAAAGAAAACUGCAGGAACUAGAACUACUUAAAGAGGCCCAGCGCCAGGCAGAAACACUGCUAAAGGAAGAAGAACAACGAAGAAAGCAGCAGCAUGAGGAGAUGCAGAGGGCUCUGGAAAUACAACUUCGACAAGCUGAACAGGCUCGAGCCAGUAUGGAAGCAGAGAUGGUAUUGAAAGAAGCAGAGGCAGAUCGCCAGAAAAAACGGAUUCGUGAACUGGAGGAUAUGCAGAAACUCCUUGAGGAAGCUCUUCAUGCUGAGGUAACUGCUCGGCAAGAGGAGGAAGCAAAGAGAUAUGCGCAGACCAGAUUGUUGUUUGAGGAGGAAGACAAAAUGAAAGCACUGAUGCAGCUAAAGGAAGAGCAAGAGGAGCUAAUUAGAAAAACGCAGAGAGAAAAACAGGAGUUAAGACAAGAAAUGGAAAACAAGUCCAAAAUUCUAGAGGAGGCACAAAAACAGCUGGAGGAAGUGCGGGUCAACAGACAGCGAGCAGACCAGGAUGUGGUGGCUGCACAAAAGAAAUUGCGACAAGCAAGUUCGCAUGUUAAGCACUGGAAUGUCCAGAUGAACAGGCUAAUGCGUCCAAUUGGACCAGGAGAUAAGCGGCCUACGCCUCCCAUGCUGCCUAUCUAUCGAGGAUCAACAGGGGGACAGCAGGAGGUACGAGUAAAGUUAUCGGGAAAGACUGAGGAGAAAGGUAACACAACUGCUGAUGAGUGUAGGAAAGAGAACCUCCAUCGAUCACUGUCAAACUGUCCUUCUAACGCAAACUCAGUUGAGGAAAUGGAGACCUCAGCUUUAAAUGGACAGGUGAAAAGGAAUUCGGUGGAAAUUAGAAAACCAAUGCAAAGGUCGUCCUCGGAAGAACCGGAACGUGCUCCAACAGAGGAACUCAUUAGGUAGUUUGGAUGUCAACAGAGGUGAUUCAAAACCGUUGACAUUCCAUUGCUUCGUAUUGGACAAUAACAUCAGGUCACAAAGAGUGGUCCAAUAAAGUCCAGACUCAUCAGCACAAAGAGUAGAAGUUAGAUGUCAACAAUGAAGUCAGCCAUUUUAUUGAGCCUUUUCCACAAGGAUGACUGAAGUUACUAAAGACAAAGCAAUCUGAAAUUGCCUGAAGCCAUCAGCCAUUGUUUGCAUACAGUAGAGAGCAAUACUUAAUGCAUCUUUAGAUCAAUAAUGGUGAAGGAGAACUUUAAAAUUGGAGUUUUAUCUCAUUUACAUUCUUUCACUGUAAUACAAUUUGUGGACAUUGAAUUUGUAAAGACUUAUUAAUUGGCAAACAACUCUGUUUAAAAAAAAUACAAACUAUUCACUUUGAAUGCUGUCAGCCUCCUCGCCGUCAACUGAACAAGUCACACAAUCAGCUUUACUUGUAGACAUUAGAAUUGAAAAGUUGGGAAAUUAUGUUAAACCAAUGUCCAACUUUGGUUACGCUACGCUUAGAAUUCUGUGCAUAGUUCUGGUCAUCAUAUUAUAAAAAAGGCACUAGCAGCAUUGAGUGGCUAUGUGGAUCCAGAAGAUAUGAACAGGCAGGGCAUUUUUCCUCCAGUAAACAGAAGGCUGAGGGGAGACUGGUCUUUUAAAUUAUGAAAGGUUUGAUUGAGUCAAUAUGUUUGUACUUGUGGGAAUGAGCAUAAUCAGAGGCCAUCAAUAUUAGUGAGUCACCAAGAAUUCCACUAGGAAAUUCCGAGAAAUACCUUUACAUAGUAUUGUCAAUGUGAAACUUGUUACCACAUGGGAGGAAAUAAUAUAGAUGCAUUUAAGGUGACAUUAAACAAACAUAUGAGGGAGGAUGGAACAGAGGGCUGUGAUGAUGACUAUUUCAAUUAAAAAAAGAUGGGGAUGAGAGGAGAAGGCUUGACUGGCACAUGAACACCACAUGGAUAGCCUACGUAGUGGGCUAUCUGGAAAUUUCUGAAAUUCAUCCUGAAAGGUCACAGUCUGCUUUUAAAAUAGAUGUCAAUGUUUUUCAAUUUAUUUUAUAAUAUUGAGGUACAUAUUAAUGCUAUUAAUUGUUUUGAUUCAUUUUCAUUAGCACCAAAGCAGUGUUCAGAACUUGAACUCUUCUACACUGCUACAAGAUGUUUGGUUUGAGAAGUCUCAAGCUGCACUUAUCCAAACUUGCCAGUGUGUGUCAGCCAAAGCCAGGAAAGCUCUUAAACAGUUCAGAUCCAUGGUAAACUAGUUUGGAGUUCUGUGUUCACUGACUGGCGUCUCUGUUAAAUGUGAAUGUGAAGAAUGUAUAUGUAUCAAAUACUUCUUCCAGAACAGCGUACAACUUCGGUGUGACUCAAAUUUUGUACAGGGCAUUCAAGUGUGAGGUGUAGGAUUUAAAGUGCUUCUGUGAUUCAUAAAUAAAGGCAGGCUUCAUUUUUGCUUAUGUGCUUUCAAAUGAGCAUGUCCUUUAUUUUGGGCUACAGUCAGAAGUAUUUCAAAUCAUCUCAACUUGCUUUCAUUUUUAUGCUUGAAAAUUUGUAAAAUGUGCGCAAUUUUUAAUAAAUAUUUAGAUAAAACGUUGAAGUUUUUUAAUAAGUCAAUGGCUGAUAUUAGCUAACUCCAGAAGUAUCUAUUUUUAAAAUUAUUUGAUACAACUGAGACUUGUUAGCACAAAUAAUGUCUAUUUGUAUAGUCUGUUUAUUGACAAUUGCAUUUUGCUAUACAAAAUAUGUAUAACCAAUUUGAUUGUUAUUAAAUAUUGUCUUAUUCCAUAGUUAUACUUCAUUUUGAUAUGCCUGCAAUCUCCAUCUAUUGAAUUCUAAUUAAACAAUUAAUUGACAUCAAAAUAAUGUCAUAGUUACAACUGUAGGCAACGUAAAUUAUGGAUGUUCAUUUUCAAACUCCUGAAUGAUACAGCAAUUCAGAUAAA